This is a messenger RNA of Lichtheimia ornata, 1206 nucleotides long. RefSeq lists its product as uncharacterized. NCBI's taxonomy places the organism in Eukaryota, Fungi, Mucoromycota, Mucoromycetes, Mucorales, Lichtheimiaceae. The record is from RefSeq and is a predicted model, not a curated record. The transcript has a single exon. Gene Ontology annotation, molecular function: nucleic acid binding; zinc ion binding. The coding region runs from base 1 to 1206 and encodes 401 amino acids.
AUGUCUUCCGCGAAUUCAAUCAAAUCGCCUGAUAAGGAAACAGGCACCCAAUCUAGUACACCACCUAUAUCUUAUGCGAGAGCUGCUCGCGUUCAACGUCCUACUGCAAUUCGAGAAUCUUUGACCAGCAAUGCACUUGACAAAACCACCCAUUCCAAUGUGUGGAAAGUUGGUGGAUCCCCUGCUUCGUGCCCGAGUUUGUUUUUUGACUUCACUUCUCGCACCGAAAACCGUUCAACACUUCUUCGUCACAUAAGUGAAAGCUAUCCCGAUAACUGUGGUGCACGUCUGCACUCAGAUCAUUCACGCCGUAUUGUUGAGCUAUUCAUUGAUGAUUCAUCCUUGUACGAAAAAGCCUGCAAAAAUGGUCUUCACUUCUCUGAUGGUUCUCGUAUCUUACCCACUCGGCCUUUAUCGGAAAACGCUCACAUCAUCAACAUUCGUCUCAGCAACCUGCCAUUCACAUCUAGGGAAAAACUAGCAGAUGGUAUUCGACAAGCACUCGCACCCUUUGGUAAGAUUCUAGAUCAUGGUAUUCUUCGUGACCAGGACUCCCACUUGUUUAUGGGACAUGGUUACGCAACAUUAAACGUUUCAGCCUCACUCGAUUUCCUCCCACUCACACACACGAUUGCUUGGCCCAACUCCGCCGACUUCUUUUAUGCAACAUGGGCUGAAAUGCCAUUACAUUGUCUACACUGUCAUCGUUCCGGUCACUCUAUUUCAUCAUGUCCUAGUCAUCCAAGUCGCAAUCGUCUUUGCUGGUCAUGUGGUCAACCAGGCCAUCGUGCAGCAAAAUGUUCUUAUCAUCGCACCCCAGCGCCAACCAACAACAAAGAACCACACGUGCCACCAUCGCCUCCAUCGCCCACACUUUCUUCUGCCCACAGCCACGACUCUGAUGUUUCAAUGCAUUCUGAUGACCUUUCCAAUCGUGAAGCUCACAACGACCAGCUUAUUGUCGACUUUAUCCCACCUCAGCUCAAUACUGACCCUAACGCCAAACCUAUCACUGGUCGCCAACGCAGACUACUUAACCGCCUGUUCCCUAUUUCCGACGAAGCAAGAACCAUUACUGAAACACUGACCAGCGUAUCUUAUGACAGACUUUAUGCUACACUUCGCCACAAGGGGAAAGCGUUCCCCUUUUCGUUCUCUUUUGCAUCGGAAAGUGUCUCUUCUUCGAGUCACAAUGAUCCGGUUUGA